Rodentolepis nana is the source of this 948-nucleotide messenger RNA. The record is from the annotation of a GenBank genome assembly. NCBI's taxonomy places the organism in Eukaryota, Metazoa, Platyhelminthes, Cestoda, Cyclophyllidea, Hymenolepididae.
AUGGAUGAACGAAGUCAACUAGUACCACUUAAUCUCUGUUCGCCCGCCUUUCUUCUAGAUGAGCUCAAAUCAAUAAGCAGUACUUUCUUGCAAUCCCCUCCCCAUUUACAUGCCCUUCAAACCGCUCAACAGAAUCACAUACCUGGGGAUCUCGAUCUGUCUUUGUAUUCAAGAGCCCCUGAGUGUUACAACCUUCCUCUUGGUGGAACACCCAUGCUCCUUCCUGAUUACCGGAUGCAACAUAAGACGAUCGAAGAAGAACCAAAGCCAAAUUUCAGUUAUAUUGGGCUCAUAGCGAAGGCUAUUCUGAGCUCGAAGGAUCGUAGAAUGGUGUUAUCGGAAAUCUACGAAUGGAUUCAGGUGAAUUACGCGUAUUUUCGAAGUCGAGGACCCGGAUGGAGAAAUUCCAUUCGUCACAAUCUCUCCCUGAAUGAUUGUUUCAUUAAGGUUGGGCGUUCAUCAAACGGAAAAGGGCAUUAUUGGGGAAUUCAUCCAGCUAAUGUCGAAGAUUUUCGCCGAGGUGAUUUUAGACGCCGAAGAGCUCAGAGAAAAGUUCGUCGAGCACUUGGUCUAUCCUGUCCAGGAGAUGGUGAAGAUAGUGAUUCGCCUCCGAUUUCCCCUCCACCCCAAUUUUCGUCUACACAAUCUUGUGGAUUUCCACCCCUCCCCUUGCGAUCAAUAGCCAAUACUGAUCGACGGUUUUUACUGCCUUCAAAUCCUUCCAUGGAUAUGUUUACAGCCUUACUAAACAGUUUAACAACAUCUGGAAUCCUACCUGCAAAUCAAAGUACAUUGCAUCCAUCCCAACACCAAUUGCCGCCUCACCUUCCAAAUACGCAACCACUUGAGAAGGAACGAGAAGCAGAAGAAUGUCCUAGAGGUCCAUUACAACCACGCCCAGCCUCAAAUAGUGGAAGUUUUAGUGUAGCAAGUCUGUUGGGUGUUUGA